Messenger RNA from Ctenocephalides felis (cat flea), 1436 nucleotides. Its product is annotated as COP9 signalosome complex subunit 2. The transcript has 9 exons. Lineage: Eukaryota; Metazoa; Arthropoda; Insecta; Siphonaptera; Pulicidae. Gene Ontology annotation, cellular component: COP9 signalosome. Gene Ontology annotation, biological process: protein deneddylation. The record is from RefSeq and is a predicted model, not a curated record. The coding region runs from base 81 to 1415 and encodes 444 amino acids.
UAUUUAUUUGACGUUUCGGAAAAAUACGACUAAAAUAUCUUUAACACUCUAUUUAAAUUUAAAUAAGUAUUUUAUUUAAAAUGUCGGAUGGCGAUGAUGAUUUCAUGUGUGAGGAAGAAGAAGAUUAUGGUUUGGAAUAUUCAGAAGAUAGUAAUUCUGAGCCUGAUGUCGAUUUGGAGAAUCAGUACUAUAAUAGCAAAGCCCUCAAAGAAGACGAUCCUGAUACUGCAUUAUGUAGUUUUCAAAAAGUGUUAGAUCUUGAAGGUGGUGAGAAGGGUGAAUGGGGCUUCAAAGCACUCAAGCAAAUGAUUAAAAUCAAUUUUAAACUUAACAACUAUAAUGAAAUGAUGAUAAGAUACAAACAGUUACUCACAUAUAUUAAAAGUGCAGUGACUAGAAAUCAUUCAGAAAAAUCUAUUAAUUCGAUAUUGGAUUACAUUUCCACAUCUAGAAAUAUGGAGCUAUUACAAGACUUUUAUGAAACAACAUUAGAUGCUUUAAAAGAUGCCAAGAAUGACAGACUAUGGUUUAAGACAAAUACAAAAUUGGGAAAACUGUAUUUUGAUAGAUCUGAUUUCACAAAAUUAGCGAAAAUUCUUAAACAAUUACAUCUUUCUUGCCAGACUGACGAUGGUGAAGAUGAUUUGAAGAAAGGUACUCAGCUUCUUGAAAUAUAUGCUUUGGAAAUUCAAAUGUAUACAGCUCAAAAAAAUAAUAAAAAGUUGAAGACUCUUUAUGAGCAGUCAUUGCAUAUUAAGUCUGCAAUUCCUCAUCCAUUAAUUAUGGGUGUUAUAAGAGAGUGUGGAGGCAAAAUGCAUUUACGAGAAGGAGAAUUUGAGAAAGCUCAUACGGAUUUUUUUGAAGCAUUUAAGAACUAUGAUGAAAGUGGAUCACCAAGAAGAACUACUUGUUUGAAAUAUCUUGUUUUGGCUAAUAUGUUAAUGAAAUCAGGAAUUAAUCCAUUUGAUUCACAAGAAGCAAAACCAUAUAAAAAUGAUCCUGAAAUUCUUGCUAUGACAAAUCUAGUUGUUUCCUAUCAAAAUAAUGAUAUUAAUGAAUUUGAAGCAAUUUUAAAGCAUAAUAGAAACAAUAUAAUGGAUGAUCCAUUCAUUAGAGAGCAUAUUGAAGAUUUGUUGCGAAAUAUUCGCACUCAAGUAUUAAUUAAGUUGAUUAAACCUUACACUCGCAUACACAUACCAUUUAUCUCAAAAGAACUGAAUAUUGAUACUGAAGAAGUUGAAAGUUUAUUAGUGUCUUGCAUUUUGGACAGUACAAUUCAAGGCAGAAUAGAUCAAGUAAAUCAAGUACUAGAACUUGAUAAAGAAUCUAGAUGUGCAGCGAGAUAUAAUGCCUUGGAUAAAUGGACAAAUCAAUUAAAUUCCCUGCACCUUGCUGUGGUGAAUAAAAUGGCAUAAGCUUAGUAUAAAUGAUUUUAU